Sesamum indicum (sesame) is the source of this 1641-nucleotide messenger RNA. The record is from RefSeq and is a predicted model, not a curated record. NCBI's taxonomy places the organism in Eukaryota, Viridiplantae, Streptophyta, Magnoliopsida, Lamiales, Pedaliaceae.
AGAUGGAACAUCUUGAGCCAUGGAUUACAGAGGGAUGGGGGAGGGGGUGGAUUGAAUUUUACAUCUCUGCCUUGUAUUUUCUGUUGUUGUGCAAAAUCACAGAGCAUGUAUUAAGUCUGUGUAGAUUUAGGGAAUUCAACCAAAUAAAUAUAAUUAAAAAGUAAACAAAGAAAUAAGACCAGACAGACUCUAAACGACACCGUUGCCUACCGCCGCCCUGUGCCCUAUCUCUCUGCUUAGGGUUUCUGAGCUUCGGGAGUGUUGAGCUUCGGGAGCGAAAUUUUCUUGUUCUACUCCUUCAAAUUUGUUUCCUUGUGCACGUGUUAACUUUCAGAAAAGAAAAUGGAUGGAGUCAUUUUAGGCAUGCCAGGACCGUGGGCUGACAGUAAUUAUGAAGCAGCUGACAUAUACACGACAAAGAUUGGAGGAGUUCCAGAUUGUCCAUUUCCAAUUGUUAGCGAGAAGCCAGAGCUGCUUAAGUGCACUAAAUGUGGAAGCAAUCUUUGUCUCAUUGCACAGGUUUAUGCUCCUGUUUCAAAUAAAUCUGUGGCAAUAGAAGAGCGAAUAAUAUAUGUUUUUUGCUGUGUGGUUCCAGAUUGUGAAAGCCUCCUCUGGCGAGCUCUUCGUGUUCAGAAGAUUUCAAGCAAUGAAGGGGUGCAGGUUCCUACAUCUUCCCUUUCAAUUUCAAAUACUAAUUGGCAGAAGGAUCUAUGGUCAUUUGACAUUAAUGAAGAGGAUGGUCAUGAAGAUGAUGAUGACAUAGAUCUGGAGGAAUUGGGUAGGGCACUUUCUGAAGCCGCAAGUUUAACUUCUAGUGGCGAAAGGCGGAAUAAUGAUGCUGAGCCCAGUAGGAAGCCUCUGCCCAGAGGUCAACCAGCUAGGUCUAUUGAUGAUAAAAUUCCAGUGAUGCCGUGCUUUUACAUAUACACUCAGGAAGAGAAACAAGUCAAAAAAGAUGCUUCCGAAAGUUCUAAGGACCGCUUGCUCUCUAUCCAAGAGCUUGAGAACAAUUCUGAAGAUCCUUCAAAUGUAGAAACAUAUGAAGAAGAGAAAUACGAAUAUGAUAGAGCAUUAAAUGCUGAUAGGACUUACCUUAAGUUCAAGAAGCGUAUGGAUGCAUAUCCAGAGCAGUGCUUCAGAUACUCAUAUGGCGGAAAGCCCCUAUUGGCUUCUGGAGAGAUGGGAGAUCCUGGGACCUGUAGGCUCUGUGGUGGGGCAAGGCAUUAUGAAAUGCAGCUGAUGCCCCCAGUCAUAUACUUCUUGCAGGAAGAAGCAGAUGAUAGGCAGAGGAUAGCUUUAGAAAAAAUUGAUUGGAUGACUUUGUUAGUCUAUACGUGUUCGAAGAGCUGUGCGGACUCGUCGUAUCAAGUAAAAUCUGGCGGUGAAGAUUGGAUAGUCGCUGAGGAGGCAGUUAUCAUUCAACAUGAGUAAAAAGUGUGUAACCUUCUGCGAAAAUCGAGUUUGUAUGAUACAGCACUGAAACUUUUCCUUUCCGGAGUCAUGAAUAUGUAAUAGAGGUAGAUGUUACAGUUGAUUUUCCGGGCUUGCCGAAAUUUUGUUUACCAGGUAUAAAAUCAUUGUUUUUUCAAUUCAGCGGUCCAAAUUCUCGUAGCAAGACUUCUGUGUGUUGAGAAAAUCAGG